Messenger RNA from Boleophthalmus pectinirostris (great blue-spotted mudskipper), 2291 nucleotides. RefSeq names its product nocturnin. The coding region runs from base 360 to 1508 and encodes 382 amino acids. The record is from RefSeq and is a predicted model, not a curated record. The transcript is spliced from 5 exons. Gene Ontology annotation, molecular function: poly(A)-specific ribonuclease activity. NCBI's taxonomy places the organism in Eukaryota, Metazoa, Chordata, Actinopteri, Gobiiformes, Gobiidae. Gene Ontology annotation, biological process: circadian rhythm.
UAUAUUGUUAAUCUUCUCUGUUAAAUCUUAUCACUAUUAUCUUUCAGCUCAUGCCUUAUCUACAUUGUGCAAGUAUUGUUUGCUCUACUGUACUACAGCACAUGACUUGUAAUACCCACUUUGGCCUGAUGACGUGUGGACUUCCUAAUCUUUCCACCUCUUUCUCUCUCUCUCCUUCUCCCUCCUCCCUUCAUCGGUUUAUAGGCUGCACACGGAGCAGUGACGACUCAGAUUUCCUCACACACAUCUGUCACUGUCUCUUGCAGCAGUAAAAACAAACUAAGCUAGCCCACCUUUCAAUAGCACAAAAUAUCGCCUACAACAUUGAAAGGGAGGACUUGUUUUGACUCAGACACAAGAUGGACACUAUGGUGUGUCCGAUGGGUGGAGGGGCAACUAGGCUCUACAGCGCCCUUAACCGCCCCCAGGCCCUCCCAGAGCCCCACAACAACACAACCCUGGACCCUGCCUUCUGCAAGGAGCACAGGGGGUCCAUCGUGAGGAGCUCUGAUCCUGAGGAGCUGCGGCGACAGUGUGAAGACGCACUCCGGGACAGACCUCCCAGAUUUCACAGGAAGUUCAUCCACAUUAAUGAAGAUGAGAACAGCGCCUCCAGUGGCCACUUCAGAGUGAUGCAGUGGAAUAUACUGGCACAAGCUCUUGGUGAAGGAAUGGACAGUUUUGUACAGUGCCCCCUAGAGGCCCUCAGCUGGUCCCAAAGAAAAUAUUUGAUCCUGGAGGAGAUUUUGACCCACAGACCGCACAUCCUUUGCCUACAAGAGGUGGACCACUACUUUGACACCUUCCAGCCUGUGCUCGCUGGUCUGGGGUACUGCAGCAACUUCUGCCCCAAGCCCUGGUCCCCCUGUUUGGAUGUGGAGGGCAACAACGGACCAGACGGCUGCGCACUUUUCUAUGAUCAGUCCGAAUUUGAGCUUCUCGAUAGUGUGAAUAUUCGUCUGUCUGCAAUGAGGAUACCCACCAAUCAGGUCGCCGUGGUGACAAUGCUGCGUAGUCACCGUAACAACAGGUGUGUGUGCAUUGCUGUGACGCACCUGAAAGCUCGGGCGGGUUGGGAGUGGCUCCGUAGUGCCCAGGGUUCGGACCUCCUCAGACAACUUCAAAACCUGGUACAGAGACACAGCCCCUCGCCAGCGGACCCCAUCCAGGACAUUCCACUGCUGGUGUGUGGGGACUUCAACGCAGUCCCAUCCGAGGAGGUCUAUCGUCGCUUCACCGGUUCUCUGCUGGGUCUGGACUCUGCCUACAAAAAACUCAGCCAGGACGGAACUACAGAGCCCGCAUAUACAACAUGGAAGAUCAGGCCAAGUGGGGAGUGUUGUAGCACAUUGGACUAUAUCUGGUACACCAAAGGCUCGCUCAGAGUAGAGGCGGUGCUGGACAUGCCUACAGAGGAGCAGAUUGGCCCCAACAGGCUACCAUCCUUCAAUUAUCCGUCAGACCACCUCUCUUUAGUUUGUGAUUUCAGCUUCAAGGAAAGGCAUUAAUUCUCCCUAAAUAAGUUGCAUGUACGGUAUGUUUUAAGAGCUGGGGAACAACUUGUGUGUCCAUAAAGGUGCAUAAUUUUUCUGAUGGCGAUUCUGCAAUCUGCUUGUUUCCAUGGAACCACUGUACCUGGGAUGUUCCACAGUACUGCAUUAGACUUAUCUGUCUUGCAUUCAUUUAAUUGGUGGUUUUAUUGCUCAAAAAUACAUUGGAAAAACACAUUCUUACUGAGAGGGGUCACCUUUUCUUUUCUCAGAUCUGGCCUGUAACUUGCCUUGGUGCCAUCCCCUGCUUGUUACUGUGGAGAUAUACAUUUAAUGCUAUAAUGUGAAGUAGUCCAAUCAAAGCAAUAAUAUCUCCAUGGAGACAAGCAGGUUCCCCCCCCCCAGUAAUUCUCAAAUUGUGGAACAGAAAUUACUGGUGUUUUCAGGAUUCACUGAGGAGAGCUUCUAAAGCUGUUGAAAGUUCAGAUUUUGUUUUAUUUUGGUUUUGACUUGCUCUAAUUUGGGAUUAAAGUUGAGUUUGGAGACCAAUUAGGGGCAUGUUUAGUUCUGGUCUAGACUUGUUGCCUUUAAGAUGGCAUCACAAAUAAGGACAUUGUCUGCUCUAUUCAAAUAGUUUUGCACCGGAGCCUGGUGGUAUAAAUAAAUGAGGCACAAAUACUGUAAUGUGUUGACAAUUUGCACAAAAAUGUUGUUGUUUUUGUAAAUCGUGCUCUGUUAUAAUUAUUGUAUUGCUAUUGUACCUUAUAAACCUUGACAAUAAAGGAUUUAUCAGAUGACUAA